UCAAGUGGUCCCGCGAACCAUCUCCAUUUCUUUUUACCUUUCUCCCUUCUCUCUCCCCCAAAAACUAUCAGAACUUUCUCCCAAUUUCAAUUUUCAUCAGAUUCCUUCCAUGGAACUCAAAAUCGCUCCAGAAAGCGAUUCGAGGGUUAGGGUUUCAGAGGAGGAGAAGAAGAAGAACGGUAGGAAAAAUUCUAGGGUUUCUGCGUCGAAUUCGGUCUCGGGCGAAGGCGACGAGGACGACGAGGACCUUCCGAUCUCUGCAUUACGCAGAAUCUCUAAGCGCGAGAAAUCGAGUGUAGUUUCGGAGGAUUUCACGGUUCCUGCGCCGACUGGUGAUGACACUGACGAUCUUCCGCUCUCUGCGUUUCGCAGAAUCUCUCUGCGAGAGAGAUCAAGUGUAGACGCGAAGGAUUUGAGGGUUCCAGGAAGGAAAUCCGAUGUCAGGGUUGGGGUUUCAGAGAAGAAGGGCGGGGAGGGAACCUCUGGGGCUUCGAAUCUCGCUUCGAGAUGUGACCAUGGAGAUGUUGGUCAUUUACGGUCUUCGGAUGCUCCUAGAGCUGGAAAAUUGGAAGAAGAGACGAGUAAUGAGGAGGAUUUUGGAAUAUUUGAAUCGAAUGGGAGGAUAGAUGGCAGUGGUGAUGAAAGCGGCAAUGAAUGUGAUAAUCUCAUGAUCUCUUCACUUUUUAGAAUAAAGGGAAAGGGUUUUGGGGAUUUGAAGAAGAAGAAUGAUUCCAGGGUACCAGGCAAGAAGGGAGAUCCAAGGAUUUCCGACAAGGAGAAGAAUUGUCAGAGUUUUGAAGAGGAUGUUAGAGAAAAUGGAACUGGUUUCAAUGCUGACAAGGACUCUUGUAGUUUUGAAGAAGAGAAUGAUUUUAGGGUUUCGAAAGAGGUUGGGAGUGGGGAUUUUGGGUUCCGGAGGUUUGGAAUCGGAGAUAUGGUUUGGGCAAAGGCAUUCCCACACACAUGGUGGCCUGGCAGGAUUCUCAGAAAGGUUGGUUGUCGGGCGCUAGUGUCGUUUUUUGGGGGUGAGAAAAGUGGUCUGUUUCUUGAAUCAGAAGUCCGUGGUUUUGAGGAGAAUUAUUUAGCAUUGUCGAGGAUGGCUGGAGGGAAGUUGUUGGAUGUGAUUGGUUGUGCUUUGGAGGAGUUGGGCCGGAGAGCAGAUUUGGAGUUGACUUGUCCUUGCGAGAGUCGGAUGGAGGAUAUGGAAAGCGAGAGAUUAAUCGAUGUUGGAGAUCAUUCAAGUGAAUUUGUUGAAGCAAAGAAGGGAUUUCAGCCAGUGAAGAUGUUGGGUUUUGUUCUUAAGAUGGCUGUUUGUGCGCAGGUUAAAAGUGCAGAAGCUGUCAGCAAAGCUAGGGCAGCUGGACAACUUAAUGCCUUUCGGCGGUAUGUUUCAAUCAGGCCAGAUUGGAUGUAUUAUGAAACAAUGAGGAUCUCAGGAAGCAGUGCAGUCAUGGAUGAUUCACAAGGCACCGAUCUAGAGACGCUUUCACAUGCCUCUUCUGAGAAUGAGAUGCCGUAUUAUGUGUUUCAAGAUGCAGAAGACAAUGUUCAAGUGGAUGAACAGGAAGACGAGCCUGAGGUAUUUUCAUGGCGAGAAAAAAGGGGUUUGGAAAUCUGCAUGACAAACAGUCAAAAUUUUAGUUUAUUUUCUCCAAAUGAAGAAUUUAAACCUCUGGAAGAUGAUCAAGUAGAUGAUGUUGAUGACUCAAGUCUAUCUUUGGAAGAGGAUUCUAGUAUUAAAGAAGUUCAUAUGGAGCAGAACUCAGCUGCUGCUUUUGCAUCACAGCAACUGGACACCGAGGAAAUGAGCGACUCGAGUGUCAGAUGUCCAAGAGCUGCUCAUGUCAAUGCAGACCUUGGGACUGAAUUUGAUGUAAAUUCUGUCUCUGUACUCGCCGGUGAUAUUACUUGUGCCCGCAAGGAAAUUGAAAAUUUGUGUGGGAAUGAUUCUAUGCUCUAUUCAUCCUCAUAUACAGAUUCUGAAAGCCCUUCAACAACUGUUUUAGAAUCCGAAAAGGAGAUACAUCAGGAUGAUAUGACUAUUGCUGGCAGAGAAUACAAAGUCGACAAUUCUCUAACAAAGCGAGUUUAUUCAUCUCGUGAAAAACAGAAUGAUGCAUACACUGCUGUAGGAGUCCAUGAACCUGACACGUGUUUGCCAAAAAUCAGAUCAGAAAUUGUACAACAGCUGCCUACUUAUCCUUCCACAGAGUCUCUGAUCUAUGCUAGUGACGAAAGCGAGGUACAAUCCCUUCAUGAAAUGCUAAAACACAUACAUUGCCUUGCAUUGGAUCCAUUUUAUAAAGGGGCAGGGGGCUUGAAGUCCGUGACGCAAAAUGUUUUGAAGUAUCGGAGAUUGGUCUACCAGAACGUCCCAAAUCUUGCUUCCUUGAAGUAUAUUCCUAAUCAUGGUCAUAAUCUAAGGGUGAAGGAAAUUUGUGGCGCUGACCCCCUUUUGUGUCCCACUAUGGAAACCACCAAAGUGCAACCUGCUUGCAAGGUUGGUGUUGCAAGUGAUUUGACCAGCCAAGAUCAGUUGUCUUUGCAUGUUAGUGAUGGCGGGACUGAAAUUCAUCUUAGUGAUAUAGUUGGUGCUGCAGCUAAUGUUAUCGAAGAUGAAAGUGAUGACAAGAAAGUCAUCUGCAGCUCGAGCUGUCAUAUGAACAGUUCCAAGGACAGUUCCAGCGGAAAGAGGAGGCUUGAUGAACCCGUUGUGUCUGGUCUCCCUUUCAAGUUGCGGAAAACUCAGCCUACGCCCUCAGUCCACGAAUAUGGGGCUUGUUCACUGGUAACAGAACCCAAGUCUUUGCCAUCAACAGCUCAAAGUGAUCCUGCUCACGAAGGCACGAUGCAGUCUCUUCAUGACAUGCUAAGACACCUGUAUUGCCUUGCGCUGGAUCCGUUUUAUUCUAGAAAAGAGAACGUGAAGUCUAUUUGGUGGAAGAUUUUGAAGUAUAGGACUUUGGUUUCCCAGAAUGUCUGUGAUCUUGCUUCUUCAAGACAUACAUCUGAUGGUGGCCAUGCACUUAAAACAAGCAAGUUGCCGGAACUCUCUGGACAUGGGUCAUCCUUACAUCUCAGUACCAGUGCUGCCAAAAGCUGUCCUGAUGAUGAGAUCAGUGUUGCGAAUGAUGGCAAUAACGAAGCUCAGUUAUUUCCAGAUGCUGGUGAUGACAUCAAUAUGACUCAUUGUGGCGACAAGGUUGGUGUUGCCUUUGAAAGUGACACAAAUGAAGUUGAUUGUAGCUUGAGUUGCCCUUUGGACAGAUCUGGGGACAGUAUCCUUGGAAAGAGGAGGGUUGAUGAACCAGAUGCUUCUGGUCUCUCAUUCAAGUUGCUCAAAACUUGGCCUUUUUCUUCUGCGUGUGAAUCUGAAACUUGUUCUCUAAAACCCAGAUCAGAAAUAGAACAAUCGACUCCAGUUGAUUUUUCCAUUGAGCCUCAGUUAAGUUUGGGGACUUGCACCUACCCAGCUGAUGAAAGCAUAUCACUGUCUGUUCGUGAAAUGUUGAGGCACUUACGUUGCCUUGCAUUAGAUCCAUUCUAUUCUGGAGAACAGGACUUGAAGUCUGUGCAGGCCAAGUUUUUGAAUUAUAAAACUUUGGUGUACCAAAAUAUCUCUAAUCCCGCUUCUUUAAAAUAUACUUCCAAUGGUGGUCAUGCUCCUGAAGCCACCAAGGCACAACAGGAAAAGUCUGGUCUUAAACCAUUGUUGCGUUCCAGCAAUGGUGUCGCCAAACUUCAUCCAGAUGAUAAGGUGGGCCUUGCAGAUGAUGUAAUCAUUGAAGCAAAAUUAGCCUCUCACGUUGGAGAUGAUAGCACCAAAAAACCUAGUGACAAGGCUGACUUUCCUGUUCAUACACUUGAUGUAGAAAGAGACAGGAGGGGAGUUAGUUGCAGCAGAAGUGACUUGCAGGAACCCUCUGCACUUCGAAAGUUGGAUCUCAGUAACAAAGGCGAUGAAGCUUCUUCCAGUGAUAAGGUAUGCAUUGAGAUUGAGGCAACCAAGAAUGCCCACUUAUUAUCUCAAAUUAGUGAAGAUAGCAAGAAAAUUAGUGCAGAAGUUCGUGCCCUGGGUCCUCCUCCAGAGCAUUCCAAGGACGAUCUCUAUGGGAAGAGCAGACACAAUCAACACGUUAAUUCCAAUCACUCAUUCAAGUCGCCAUUAACUCGAUUAUAUGCAAGUCCCUUGUUGAAGGAUGGUUUGAACUCCCCUUCGGGUGCUCACCAAACUUUGAAGGCAGAGAGAGACCCUGGAGGGCCCAUGUGCCUGCAUAUGAAAUUCCCAAAGGACUUCAGUCUGCCUUCCAGAGAAGAGUUGGUGAAGAAGUUCAUUGCAUUUGGGCCGCUGGAUGUUUCAAGCACCCGGGUAUUCUUCUACACGGGCUCUGGGCAAGUGGUUUUCUUGCACCAGCGUGAUGCAGAAGCUGCAUGCCGAUAUGCAAGGAAGAAGAAUUUAUUUGGUCGAGCCAAUGUUCGAUUUUGGCUUGGUCAUCAAAAUGCGAAGUCGGGAAAUGGAAAUGGUGUUCAUCCUUCACCUUUAUUGACAGCAGGACAGACAGCUUUAAAUCUCAAAUCAUGCCUUAAAACAACCGAUGUGCAUGGGAAGAAGGAUCAGAGACAGCCAGUCAGUGUGAAGUUUUUGACUGGAAACCAGGACAGUUCUUUAUCAGAAACAAUAGCGACAAAGAACAGACUUGUUACUCUAUCUGGUCUGCCUUGUGAUUGUAGUAGCCAAAUAGGACCUGACAUUUCACUUCAAAUGCUUUUCCUUUUGGAGAAAUGUGAUCAAAUGGUCUGUAAAAUUAGAAACAGUCUGGGCCUCGAAUCUUAUUACUCAAUUUUCUCACAUGGUUAUUCAUAUAUUCCAGACAUGGCUAAUGAAUCGUGACGUGGAACUUGAGUGAAGCCAUGAUGAAUUUCCAUCACCAAAGGAGCGAGGGCAUAGAUCCCCUGAUAGACAUUCGGAGCCCCCGUUGCACAUAAUUCCACCGAUCGGCUUGUCCAC
Molecule: messenger RNA, 5008 nt
Organism: Magnolia sinica
Lineage: Eukaryota; Viridiplantae; Streptophyta; Magnoliopsida; Magnoliales; Magnoliaceae
Exons: 3
Coding region: 110-4891 (1593 amino acids)
Source: RefSeq, a predicted model, not a curated record